Molecule: messenger RNA, 243 nt
Organism: Caenorhabditis briggsae
Lineage: Eukaryota; Metazoa; Nematoda; Chromadorea; Rhabditida; Rhabditidae
Exons: 2
Coding region: 1-243 (80 amino acids)
Source: RefSeq, a predicted model, not a curated record
AUGGGAUCGGAGCUUCACUUCUGGACCGUUGUAUGUACAUUGGAGCAUUACGAAACCGAAAAUCAGGACAUGUUGAUCUUUUACGAAGAUUCAAUUCUCCGCAUGAAAGCUGUUCCAUCAAAUCGCCAUAUUGUGGCGCACUUUCUGAAGAACCAUGGCAGACAGAUACUUUAUGAAGUAGUUGUUGUACCAGCGGAUCUUCAGAAAAACAAAUAUGACAAAUACUUGUCCCUAGAUAUGUAA